GUUAGCUAUACUGUAGUUCUAGUUAAAUACUAUAGGAACCAACCCGGUGGACUCAAACACCGGAGUAAAUCCUGGUGAAAUGUUUUUAUAAAAUAGAUUUGAAAAAGAUGGGUCUGGUCCCUUGUAUAGCAGUAUCUAUUGGAUACAUCCUCCUCAUCCUCUUCCUAGCUGAGGCUGCCAGGAGGCUGGUCGCACCCUUGAACCCUGGCCUCGUUAAGAUCGGCCUCCAUGAGGCUAUUGCAUCAGCUGAACUGUGUGGAGCUUGUUUUGAGCUCAUUAUCAUUGCUGACAACUAUGGUCUGAUUGCGUAUGCUGUUGUCCUGUUCUUGUUAACCAUCUGGUGGUCAGACCACUGGGGAGAUGCAACCGCUUGUCCUUACAACCACUUCGAGGAGUGGUACAAGGGGGCUCUUACUAGGCAAGAAACCAUUGUCAGAACUGUCGCUGAGAUAAUUGGUGGAGUUGGAGUUUUUAGAUUAAUACAGAUCCUCUGGUCAUUGGAAAUCGCUGAGACCCAUGUUGGGCGGUCCCACUCCGCCAUUUAUAACGUCUGUACCGCCGAUCUAACGGUCCCUGUUCUCCACGGCGCUAUUAUUGAAGGAGUAGCAACUAUGAUCUGCCGAUUGGGGUCCCGUCUCAUCGCUCAAAGGGAACCCAAAUACGCUACCGCGAUCGACAGCUUUGUAGCGACGGCGAUGGUGUGCGCCGCUUUCACGACGAGCGGUGGAUACUUGAACCCUGUUCUUGCAACAUCGCUCAAGUUUGGGUGCAAAGGACAUACACCUAUGGAACAUUUUGUUGUUUACUGGAUCGGAGCUUCACUUGGAUCUAUUGGUUCUCUUCUGGUUUGGCCUCACGUGGAGGAAGCCCUGGCUGUUAAAGAAAAAGCUGAAUAAAUAUUUUUCUUGAUAUUAAAAUUCCCUCAUCAGCCAUCACUAUUUACCAAAAUAUUUUGAACAUUUAAAUAUUCACAUAAAUUUUUAAAUCUUCUUAAAGCAAAGCUAUUAUUCUCGCCAAUCUCAACUUGUUGGCUUUCUAGAAAUCAAGCUUUCAAUUAUAACUUACUCCGUCUUUAUGAAAAAAAUAUUAGGCAUAAACUGUACAAAUGUUUAUAAAUUGACUUAAAUUAUUAGCUAAUUAAUUUUAAAAACUAUUGAAAUUCAUUAUUUCAUUAAUGUUACGUGCUUCCCAAAGAAGUUCCUCUCCCCCAGCCCCUGCUCAUAUUAGUUUAGGAAGAUUUGACCAGAAAACAUUGUUUUUACAAUUUAUCAUUUUUACCCCCUUCCCAUUUCAUUAGACCAGUGUGUUUUUUCUUCCUUAAAUCAUAUUAAAUAUAUAUUUAUUAAAAAAAA
This is a messenger RNA of Eurytemora carolleeae, 1352 nucleotides long. RefSeq names its product aquaporin-11. Gene Ontology annotation, cellular component: cytoplasm. The coding region runs from base 108 to 896 and encodes 262 amino acids. The transcript is spliced from 5 exons. Gene Ontology annotation, molecular function: channel activity. The record is from RefSeq and is a predicted model, not a curated record. Lineage: Eukaryota; Metazoa; Arthropoda; Copepoda; Calanoida; Temoridae.